GAUGAGAAUGAUGAUGCGCUAAGUUUAAAUAUCCUCACCAUUGUCAACAUGUGCUAAACACAGAAAAAUCUUUCUAUUUUCUCAAUUGGGUUUUGAAAAUGUCAAAAAAAAUCAACACUAUUUUGUCUCACAACAAGAGGUUAUCUAACGAGAAUGACGAAUCGUCAGAGAUGGAAGAUGCCAAAAAAUUACGGUCGGCUAACGACGAUGCGACUAAACCGGAAAGACCCCCUUUAAUGCCUGUGACACAUAUACAUGGACGGUUGUCGCGCCGGUACUACAAGAGAGCCGAUGGUCGGGACUGGGAUGAUGUUCCUACUUUUUCUGGAAACACAAGUAUAGGAGGGGCAGGUGGUGGCGCAGAAAAUUAUGUGACCACAGCAAGUAAUGAAAUGUCAAUACCUGAGGAUCCACAAAAUCCAGCAGUAACAUCUGAUACACCGGCUGAUGUUGAUAAUGAUCAUGAAUGGGAGGAUUAUGACGUCUCGUUGGACAACGAAACUGAAGAACCAUCCGAACUUGAUGUCGAUGAUAUCGUUCAUGAUAUGACUCUCAAUGAAUGGAAGGUGGUUGAAGCAACACAAAUUAUUAAGAGAUUCGUGGAGAAAAUUAGUAGUCGAGUAACAACAAAGCAGAAGAAUGUGUCACAUGGCGUCGUGAAAAAAGAAUUAAAUAAGAUUUUGGAGGUUUUCUCUGCAACGGAAAUAGAGAACAAGAUGCCGCUGGAAGACUACAUUGAAAACAUACCUACGCCUGCUAAUACCGAGUUAGAUGGUGCAGUGGUGAAACUGGAACGACGUUUCGAGCUCCGAAACAACAAAUCCACUUCUGUCCAAUGUCCAAAAACAGGAUGCAAUAAGAAAUUCGACAAGUUGUAUAAUGCUAAGAGACAUUACAUCACCAUUCACUUGAGGUUGAAGUUAUGGAGGUGUAUUAAGUGUUUGAAAACCUUCACUCGGUACAAAAACCUCGCUCAUCACGUAAAGUCGGUUCAUUUAGAUAUCGUCCGUACAUGUGGUGUCUGUCAGACAACUGGAUCAGAGUGGACUAUACAAAAGCAUGAUAUGUGGGGCCAUUAUUGUCCAACUGGGGAAAACGUUUUAUUUUCCCCUACAGAGGGAAAGAUUGAAUAUCGACUCUUCAUAAUCGAUUAUGUUACAGUUGGCUACGGGUAUACAUGGAAUGUCUUCAAAGUGAACUGGGUAAAUGAAAUGAACGAGCCAGUCAAACUAUCAGUUGGCAUUUCGAGAUUUCUGGACCUGGAGAAAGUAAUGAAUGAAUUCUUGAGGACAUUAUUACAUGCAAUGGCCAAUCCGGAAAAAUAUGCAAGAUGGGUUUCAUCAUGUGGAAGCGCCCGUAAGCUAAUCAGAGCCGGACUACGUUUGGAUUGCUCUAGUGCAACAUCACUCGGGAUACCAUCCGUCUCGAAGUCUGUGGCAACCCAAGCCAAAGGAGUAGCACGCCAACACUAUGGUGCUAGCUUCAUUAUUGCAACACAUGAAUCAAAACUGUAUCUCAUUAACGAAAUGCCAAAUAUCGAAGAGCAACUCGACUCCUUCCUUGAGGAACUUCCACCAGACAACAAAAAAUUUGUUUUAGAUAGUCGACGAAAGAAUUAGAAUUUAAUUUCAAGUCAUUAUUCAAUCAACUAAUUAAUUAAACUGUUGUUAUCAAUAAACAUUAAAUUUACUCACCAUGA
Messenger RNA from Folsomia candida, 1699 nucleotides. RefSeq lists its product as uncharacterized. The transcript is spliced from 7 exons. Bases 99 to 1619 code for a protein of 506 amino acids. NCBI's taxonomy places the organism in Eukaryota, Metazoa, Arthropoda, Collembola, Entomobryomorpha, Isotomidae. The record is from RefSeq and is a predicted model, not a curated record.